AUGGGUAAAGGGGUAUGGAACAGUGUAUCCAUUGUCUUCAUGAUCUCCCUAGCCUUUGUAUACUUCUGCUCCAAAUCCCUGACCCCUUAUUACUGGAUCAGAGAGAGCAUCCAUGGAAGCAACAACCUGGAAAUGCAAGUCCAAACUAUCUGCAAUGGAGGAAAUCGACCAAUCAUGAAGAAAACAAAGUGCAACUGGUUCCAGGGGAAAUGGGUGUGGGAUGAUUCUUAUCCUCUGUAUGACUCCAUGUCUUGUCCCUUUAUCCGAAAGGAGUUUCACUGCAUCAAAUAUGGCCGCACUAAUCUCCAGUAUCUCAAAUAUCGAUGGCAGCCUCAUGGGUGUGAGUUGCCCAGGUUUGAUGGGGAGGAUUUCUUGAGGAGAAUGAAGGGGAAGAAGAUAAUGUAUGUGGGGGAUUCUAUGAGUCUUAAUAAUUUUGAAUCACUUCUUUGCCUGUUACAUGGCACAGUUCCAGGAGUGAAAUACAAAGAAGAGUUUACUCCUCUCAACGUUACAGUCACAUUUCAGGAUUAUGAUGUUGAAGUGAUCUUGUUUCACUCUGAAUUCCUGGUUGACAUCGAGAAGGAAGGAAUAGGUCGAGUGGUGAAGAUGAAGUCUGUGAAGAAUGGAGAGAUAUGGAAACACAUGAACGUCCUCAUAUUCAACAGUUGGUUAUGGUGGUUGAGGAUGCCGCCAAAACAGCCGUGGGAUUUUAUCGAACAGGUGGACGGCAAGGUAGUGAAAGACAUGAACCGUGUACAAGCUUUUCAAAUGGCUCUUCAAACAUGGGCAAAAUGGGUAGACAGAGAAGUGGAUUUCACCAAAACUAAAGUCUUUUUUCAAGGAGAAACUGCUGCCCAUUAUCGUGGAGAUAUAUGGGGGAAGACAGCAAAGGCGAGUUGCGAGAAUGAGUUCAUGCCUUUAAAUGAAACAGUGAUUUCCACGGCGGCGUCACCGGUUACCAACAUAACCAAGAAAAUUUUGAGUGAAAUAAGGAAAGCGGUGUUUCUUCUGGAUUUGGCAACGCUCUCAAGAUUAAGAGUAGAUGGGCAUAUAAUGAAGUAUAAUGGAGUCCAUGGCAGAGACUGCACACAUUGGUGUAUUGGUGGAGUCCCAGAUACUUGGAACUUACUCCUUUAUGCAGCCCUUCUUCAAGAUACUUGA
Ipomoea nil (Japanese morning glory) is the source of this 1161-nucleotide messenger RNA. RefSeq names its product protein trichome birefringence-like 38. The transcript is spliced from 5 exons. The coding region runs from base 1 to 1161 and encodes 386 amino acids. Gene Ontology annotation, cellular component: Golgi apparatus. The record is from RefSeq and is a predicted model, not a curated record. NCBI's taxonomy places the organism in Eukaryota, Viridiplantae, Streptophyta, Magnoliopsida, Solanales, Convolvulaceae. Gene Ontology annotation, molecular function: O-acetyltransferase activity.